GUACGUUCAGAACUUCAAGCAGGUCCUCGACUUCGAGGACAAACAUGGCUUUGGCGGCUUGGGGUCGGAGGAAUACCACGCGCUGACGAACGGGAUUUUCAAUCAGCACCGGGGUACAAUGCUGGAUGUAGCCAAAGGAGUGUUCGAGUUCAACGAGGAUUUGAACAAGCUCUUCGGCCCUGACCUAGAGUUGGCCGAGUUGCGUCAUCUCGAUCUCAUUCAGGACAUCGAGCGCUCCCUCGAUGAGUUCUUCACCAACCGCCUCACUUUGCGCCUGAUGAUCUCUCAC
Molecule: messenger RNA, 289 nt
Organism: Symbiodinium necroappetens
Lineage: Eukaryota; Dinophyceae; Suessiales; Symbiodiniaceae
Source: the annotation of a GenBank genome assembly